Messenger RNA from Aureobasidium pullulans EXF-150, 1840 nucleotides. RefSeq names its product 2-polyprenyl-6-methoxyphenol hydroxylase-like oxidoreductase. Gene Ontology annotation, molecular function: FAD binding. The transcript has a single exon. The coding region runs from base 180 to 1700 and encodes 506 amino acids. The record is from RefSeq and is a predicted model, not a curated record. NCBI's taxonomy places the organism in Eukaryota, Fungi, Ascomycota, Dothideomycetes, Dothideales, Saccotheciaceae.
CGCUUAUCAAGGACACGUAAGAUAUUCUAAAGUCCUUGUACUUAAGUUGACCUUGCGUUAGCCCAUUCAAGACGCUUUUGUUAGAAUCAACACUUGUGUCCAGCCUUUCUAUUACAACUAGAGCCGAGCCGACAAAGUUAUUUUGACUGCUUCGUUACCAACACGCUUCUGUCAGCACCAUGCAAUCUAGCACUGAUGCACAGUCCAAGCCCGUACUCAUCGUUGGCGCUGGCCCUACCGGAUUGUGCCUCGCACUAUGGCUGAACAGACUCGGCAUAUCCUUCCGGAUCAUCGAUCAAGCCUCAGGUCCUGGCACAACUUCACGCGCCAUCAUCUGCCAUGCCAGAACUCUGGAAAUGUAUCAAUCCUUGGGUAUCGCGGAGGAUAUGAUAUCGCACGGCUCAAAGCUGCAAAAUGUCACAAUUGCUCAACAAGGCCAGAUCAGAGGGUCACUCAAGUUCGGAAACAUUGGCACUGGAUUGAGUCCAUUCCCAUUCAUCUUAUCUCUGCCUCAGGAUAUCCAUGAGAGAGUCUUGCUGGAUCAUCUGCAGAGAGCAGGCGUAACCAUUGAGCGGAACACGACGCUGGAAUCGUUGAAGCAACAUGACGAUGGUGUGACAGCCCGAGUCUGUGGUCCUCAUUCUGACCACGAAGAUAUUUCUGCAAGUUAUGUCGCGGGCUGUGACGGCGCGAGAAGCACAGUACGAAAAAGUUGUGGCAUCAAAUUCGAAGGCGGCACCUAUGAGCAGAAAUUCUUCGUUUCUGAUGUCAACGCAACUGGACACAUUCCAACUGGUGAUGUGAAUAUCUUCGCUUCAGGUCGCAAUUUCUGCAUUGCGAUUCCACUACCUGGCGAGAAGAGAUAUCGUGUCCUUGGUCUGGUUCCGGAAGGAGUGAAAGACGGCGAUCUGAAGUUCUCUGAUGUGCAGCCUGCAGUGGAAGACAAUACAAGGCUUGGGAUCACAGCAGUCAACUGGUUCUCGACGUAUUCCGUGCAUCAUCGAGUGGCAUCGCAAUUCCGAGAGCACAAUGUCUUCUUGCUCGGCGAUGCCGCCCAUGUGCAUUCUCCAGUCGGCGGACAGGGAAUGAACACAGGCCUGGGAGAUGCAGCAAAUUUGGCUUGGAAGCUAGCGAGUUGCUUGAAAGGCACCACUGAUCCAAAGAUUCUAGAUACCUAUCAUCAAGAGCGUGCAGCUUUCGCCACAGAACUGGUCAACUCGACAGAUCGGAUCUUUACUUUGGUGCAGGCCAGAUCAUUCCUGGGCACCGUUGCGCGUUCCUUCAUGCUUCCGUAUGUGUUGCCAAUUGCUUUCAAGCUGCCCUGGAUCCCCACAUUUGCCUUUAAGAAGAACUCUCAAAUCCAGAUCAGCUAUCCUCAAAGCGAUCUGUCAACAGGAAACGGCGCCGGAUGUAGAUUGCCAUGGGUCGAGACUGGCGAAAGCGAUAACUACAAAUCAUUGGAAGAUUCGAGAUGGGUGAUGCAUGUCUAUGGAGAGGCAAGCGAUGAGGUUGCGACCCUUGCUUCAGAGUCUUACAUCCCUCUGCACAGGUACGCUUGGUCAGAUCACGUCUCGAAGGCUGGUCUAGUUCGAGACUCCGUAUAUCUUGUUCGGCCGGAUGGUUACGUAGGGUAUCUGGGAACGGAUCCAGGGGAGCUCGGUGACUACCUGAAAAGAUGGACAGUGCCGGAGCAGAAAUGAGCGUAUUCGCAUGUCGUUUGAAACUCGUCGGGCUCGAUGGGAUCUAGCUCGCCAAAUCCCUGGAAAUGAAUCCUUUCUAUUCAUCGAAAUCGAUUCUUGAAUCAAUGAACUCGAAAACAGUGGCCAGACAUUCCGACCAG